Melanotaenia boesemani (Boeseman's rainbowfish) is the source of this 5723-nucleotide messenger RNA. Its product is annotated as xenotropic and polytropic retrovirus receptor 1 homolog. The record is from RefSeq and is a predicted model, not a curated record. The coding region runs from base 329 to 2422 and encodes 697 amino acids. The transcript is spliced from 16 exons. Gene Ontology annotation, biological process: phosphate ion transport; cellular response to phosphate starvation. NCBI's taxonomy places the organism in Eukaryota, Metazoa, Chordata, Actinopteri, Atheriniformes, Melanotaeniidae. Gene Ontology annotation, molecular function: inositol hexakisphosphate binding. Gene Ontology annotation, cellular component: plasma membrane; Golgi apparatus; cytoplasm.
AGAGAGAGAGAGAGAGAGAGAGAGAGAGAGACCAGCACUGUAAACCUUUUCACCAAAUACUGGACGCCGUUUAGAGACGUGGACACCGCAGUUUGAGUUAAAUUAGAUGAUAAAAUUUGAAUGAAGACGUGAUUAAACAGAACACGUCGCGCGGAGAGCUGCUAGGUCGACGUAAAGAGAAACAGGACGUCUGAUCGUCAUUCACACCGUACUGUAAUCUGCGGAUGAGAGACACUGUUUAAACGGCUGUGGACCCACAGCUCAGCCGAACCGCUCCGGUUUUGCUUACCGGAGAAGCAGCGGGGAGAAAAACCACCAAACUGUCAACAUGAAAUUCACCGAGCAUCUUUCAGCUCACAUCACACCGGAGUGGAGGAAACAGUACAUCCAGUAUGAGGCUUUCAAAGAGAUGCUGUACGCUGCUCAGGACCAGGCGCCAUCUAUUGAAGUCACAGAUGAGGAUACAGUCAAGAGGUACUACGCCAAGUUUGAGGAGAAGUUCUUUCAGACGUGUGAAAAAGAGCUGGCCAAAAUCAACACCUUCUAUUCCGAAAAGCUGGCUGAGGCCCAGCGGCGGUUCGCCACCCUGCAGAACGAGCUGCAGUCCUCUCUGGACGCCCAGAGGGAGAGCUCGGCCAACGGGCGGGGCCUGAGGAGGAGGAAGACGGUGUUCGCCCUCUCACAGCAGGAGAGAUGCAAACACAGGAACAUCAAGGACCUGCAGCUGGCCUUCUCAGAGUUUUACCUCAGCCUCAUACUGCUCCAGAACUAUCAGAACCUGAACUUCACAGGUUUCAGGAAGAUCCUGAAGAAACAUGAUAAGAUUUUGGAGACAUCGAGGGGGGCAGAAUGGAGGUCGGCCCAUGUUGAAGUGGCUCCAUUUUACACAUGCAAGAAGAUCACCCAGCUCAUCUCUGAGACAGAGACUUUGGUCACAACAGAGUUGGAAGGAGGUGACAGACAAAAGGCCAUGAAGAGGCUGAGGGUGCCUCCACUGGGAGCUGCUCAACCGGCUCCUGCCUGGACCACCUUCAGAGUGGGUCUUUACUGUGGAGUGUUCCUUGUCUUAAUAGUUGCUGUGGUCAUUACAGGAGCUGUGGUGAUUAAUCGUUCUGAUAUCUGGCCCAUGGUCAGGAUCUACAGAGGAGGAUUCCUGCUGAUAGAAUUCCUCUUCCUGUUAGGGAUCAACACGUACGGAUGGAGGCAGGCUGGAGUUAAUCAUGUCCUCAUAUUUGAACUCAACCCCAGAAGCAAUCUGUCCCACCAGCACCUGUUUGAGAUUGCAGGCAUGUUAGGGGUGUUGUGGUGUGUCAGCCUGCUGGCCUGCCUCUUCAGCAAAAGCAUCCAUUUCCCAAUGCAGGCCAACCCUCUGAUUCUCUAUGGUGUCUUCCUGCUGUUCCUCAUCAACCCCUUCAAAACCUGUUACUACAAGUCCCGAUUCUGGCUGCUUAAACUCUUGUUCAGAGUGGUCACGGCUCCGUUUCACCGUGUUGGCUUCGCAGACUUCUGGUUGGCCGACCAGCUCAACUCCCUGGUGGUGGUUCUAAUGGAUCUGGAGUACAUGAUCUGUUUUUACAGCUUCGAGCUGGACUGGACUGACCGUAACGGGCUGAUCAGCCACGGUAACGAUGUGUGUAACUCCUAUUCCUACGGUGUUCGGGCGGUGAUCAAGUGUCUUCCUGCUUGGUUUCGGUUCGUCCAGUGUCUGCGACGUUACCGUGAUACCAAGCGGGCCUUUCCUCAUCUGGUUAAUGCUGGGAAAUACUCCACCUCUUUCUUCGUUGUCACCUUCUCUGCCCUUUACAGCACACACAAAGCUCACCAUGGCAACCCGUCAGGUGAAGCCAACACCGAAGCUCAGAUCUUCUUCUACCUGUACAUCAGCUGCUUGGUGGUCAGCUCGCUGUACACCCUCAUUUGGGACCUGAAGAUGGACUGGGGUCUGUUUGACCGCAACGCUGGAGAAAACACAUUCCUGAGGGAGGAGAUCGUUUACCCACACAAGGCCUAUUACUACAGCGCCAUCUUGGAGGACGUCCUCCUGAGGUUUGCCUGGAUUUUAACCAUCUCCCUCACCACGCUGACUAAUUAUCAGGACAUGUCUGACAUCCUGGCCACAGUGCUGGCUCCAUUAGAGGUCUUCAGACGGUUUGUGUGGAACUUCUUCCGACUGGAGAAUGAACAUCUGAACAACUGUGGUGAGUUCAGGGCCGUCAGAGAUAUCAGCGUCGCUCCGCUUAACGCUGAUGACCAGACGCUGCUGGAGCAGAUGAUGGACCAGGAGGACGGAGUCAGGAACCGGCAGGGCAAGAAGAGUUGGAAGAGAAGCUACAGCAUGAGUCUACGCCGGCCCCGACUGGCCUCACAGUCCAAGACUCGUGACACCAAGGUCCUGAUCGAUGACACCGAUGAUGACUCCUGACAUCAGGCCACGCCCCUCGCCUGGGUCCAGAAUCUGUUCAAAGGAGGAAACUCUGCCUCCUAAAUGAGAAAUUACCCAGUGAGCGGGCGUUGAACCCUCAGACUGAGUUUGGAACUCAUCAUUUUCCCUCCAAUGCAUGAGCCUCUGCCGGGGCUCCAAAUCAUUCAAGGGGAGGUUUGACUUAAACCUUCUGACCAAUCAGAUCAGCUCCACGGCCAUCUUACCUUCAGUCACAACAGGCGGUGGGCUUAUCACCAAAACCCCCCCUCGCCCGCCUGGACAUUGCCUCAGAGCCUCAGCAUGAACAACACAACUAACCAGAGCCGACCGCCGCCAUGUUUCAGAGCCACAUGAUUCCACCACAGAGGACGCUCCCCACCUCCUGAUGUCCAUCAUUCCUUCAGUUCCCAGCAUUUCUCAGCAACCCCCAGCUGAUCCCAGCAACUCUCAGAUGAUCCCAGCAACUCUCAGCAGCCCCCAGCAGCCCCCAGCAGGUCCCAGCAACUCCCAUCAAACCCCCAGCUGAUCCCAGCAACUCUCAGCAGCCCCAAGCUGAUCCCAGCAACUCCCAGCAACUCCCAUCAAACCCCCAACUGGUCCCAGCAACCCCAAGCAACUCAGUCACUCCCAGCUGGUCCCACAUACACAGAAUGAGGCCUUGGACAAAAAGAUAUGGAUAUAUAUGAAAAAAUAUGAAGAGAUUGAUGUAAAUUUUGGCCAUAGAUCAAACUUGAAACUCUUCAUCAUUUCAGAGUGUGUCCCUCCUCGUCCUCAGCAGAUGGUGCUGAUGGAUCACUUCCUGUCUGUCAACUCAUCACAGAGCUGCCUCCUGACUGACACGCUUUACACGGAAACACACAUACAGGGAUUUUUCUAUGUUCUAGGACCUUUCUUCUUUUCCACACACGGACAAGGAGUCAUUUCUGUUUGUAAAUAGACUGAAACGGACUAAACUGGUCUGAACUUUCAGACUAAACUGGUCUGAACAGCCAGACUGAGCCGGUCUGACCCAGACUGAAACGGUCUGAAUCAGACUGAACUGGUCUAAACCGGACUGAACCUGAUCUCGAUGUGAAAAUGUUCAAAAUUCAACAAGUAGGAAUAAAAAGUAAAGAUGGUAAACGAUGGAGAUCUUUGAAGCGGUUUGCAGCCUCACAGCUGGUGUGAAGAAUCAGUUCUGCCGAAUGUAUCCUGACUUGUGUUUGGCCCAAAGACCACCAGUAGACCACCUCUAGAGCCAUGAGGACUUAUUUGGUUCCUACAAAUCAAGAUUAAAAACUAAGAAUUUCUGAAAGUAAAUUUUUGCUUUGAUUGAAGUAUGAUGAAGAAAAGAGGAGAAGAUCAUCUGUCUGCAACCUUCAGAGAUUUAACUCCUGAUUGGCUAGGAUCUGGUUCCUGAUUGGCUAGGAUCUCGGUCCUGAUUGGUUAGGAUCUGGUUCCUGAUUGGUUAGGAUCUGGGUUCUGAUUGGCUAGGAUCUGGGUUCUGAAUGGCUAGGAUCUGGGUUCUGAAUGGCUAGGAUCUGGUUCCUGAUUGGCUAGGAUCUGGGUCCUGAUUGGCUAGGAUCUGGGUUCUGAAUGGCUAGGAUCUGAUUCCUGAUUGGCUAGGCUCUGGGUUCUGAAUGGCUAGGAUCUGGGUCCUGAUUGGCUAGGAUCUGGGUUCUGAAUGGCUAGGAUCUGAUUCCUGAUUGGCUAGGAUCUGGGUUCUGAAUGGCUAGGAUCUGGGUCCUGAUUGGCUAGGAUCUGGGUUCUGAAUGGCUAGGAUCUGAUUCCUGAUUGGCUAGGAUCUGGGUUCUGAAUGGCUAGGAUCUGGGUCCUGAUUGGCUAGGAUCUGGGUCCUGAUUGGCUAGGAUCUGGGUUCUGAAUGGCUAGGAUCUGGGUCCUGAUUGGCUAGGAUCUGGGUCCUGAUUGGCUAGGAUCUGGGUCCUGAUGUGGCUGAUGUAUGUUUAUGACCUCAGAAGUCCUGACUGGUCAUCCUAAUAACUAAUCUGCAGGACUGUAAUUUCUGAAGUGAUGGGGGUUUUGGGGGGGGGGGGUUGGUUCUUGGUCCAGUCUGCUUUGGUUUCCAGACUCAGCAUCAGGCUGUCGGCUCAUUCCUAACGAUGUCGGUGAAAAUGCUUCCCUGAACGACUCCGUCAGGAUUCAGGUUGUUUUUCUGUCGGCUCGGUACCAACUCAUGUGGCUGUUAUGUCUUAACGUUUGUGUUUUUAUAUCCAGUCUUUUAUUAAUCCUGAUCUGCAUCCAGGACCUGAUGCAGCAUCUUCAGACGUUUACGUGCACUUUAAUGCCAAACUUUGCUUUUCUUCAUGGGUGGAAACAGUUCCUGUAGUUUUCACUGCUUCUCUCUGAAUAAGUUUCAAAUCGCUCCAGAUCAAAACCAGAUCUAGUGUCAGGUUGCUGGAUCUGGGUGUGUGGAUGGUGGUGGUUUUACUGAAGCUCAGUGGGGCUCUCUGAGAUGUUUCAUUCCUUCCAGAAAAGGACCAAAUCACAACCUGCAGCAAGGAAUCAUGUUUGGGUCUAGAAUGUAUUUAUUUAUGUUUCCAGCUGCAGGUCGGAGCCACCACCAGCUCCACAGGGACUCCUUCCAGAUCAAUAUUACUGUUGUUUGUUGUAAAGAAGAAAGAAAAAGGGGAGCAGACAGCUGAGCUCCUCCUCUCUUUUCUGCUGGUCACAUUGUAGCGUUAAGAUCUGAUGACCUGAUCGAUCCCAUCAGACAUGAAGAAAAACCUGUCUGAUACCAGAUGCAGCUCUUUGUUGUGGUUGCUUUAAUUUUGUCCUCAUGUUUCGCUCCAAACUGAGUUCAAUUUUAGUCCAAACUCUGGUGUUUGGAGGAUUUUUAACAUUUCAGGUGUGCCAGGAAGCUUCUGCAGGUAUCAGGCUGCAGUCCUGAGAACUGUUGACACGGCCUGAGUUUGCUGGACCAAACUCGAUUUCCUUCAGAACGUCAAAUGUUUUCUAACACAAAAGAAGAAGAUAAUUAAUGAAGCUUUCCUCGUGAUGGUCAUGGAUGGACGGUGCAGGUACCAGAACUUCUGUGUUGGAUCAAACUGUCUGUUGGACGCCAAUAAAAACCUCAUAACUGGGACAGGUGUGAAGAAUGAAGCCGUGGAAACAGAAAUGUUGUGUAUAUGAUGCUAAACUGACUGUGGACCAAGCAGGUCAAUAAAGUUGCAACAUUCAAUGUUGACAAAUUCAAUUCAACUCAACUUUAUUUAUACAGCACAUCAAACAGGAUGUAAAGGACAAAACGAUUAAAUCUAUAAAUCCUCAGAGCUUAAAUAAAGUCAGUGGGACAUAAACUUUA